GUACGCCGCGCACUGGUGACGCGCUUGAGCCCACGCCAAGAAGACGAUCUGGCGGCGACUCGAGCCGACAACGCCUUCCUGUUUUACCUGAAGACGCGGACGACCGGAACCUACCGCCCGAUCCCGUCAUUCGCGGGCCACUUCUUCGCCAUUGCCCAACAGUGGCAGAAGCUCCGAGACGAGACGCCGGAGAAGCUGUCUCUCUCCCUCCGAACCACUCUACUUCUGGCGUACAUGACCGAGUUUCACGAGAGGCUCCGUCACGCCUUGGAGGAGGAGUUCAAAGAGGCCUACUUGAAGGCGAUCAUCGACACGAGUCGCGCCCCCAUCACCCAUGCCCAGAUCCUGGACAGCGAGGCCGACCAGCUCUUUGCGACGAUGCUCCUCUUGACCGACUGCAACGCGACCCGCCUGAUGUGCACCCGCAUCGCAAAGGAGCGCCAACGCCGCCAACCACUGGCGAUGGUGUUAUCGAAGGAGGCCGAAGCCCUUCUUCGUGCAACGCAGCCACGGGGCAGACCCCAGCAGCGACACUCGAACGCCAAACAGAAGCAGGCAGCGAUGGAGGAGU
Messenger RNA from Symbiodinium necroappetens, 571 nucleotides. The record is from the annotation of a GenBank genome assembly. Lineage: Eukaryota; Dinophyceae; Suessiales; Symbiodiniaceae.